Messenger RNA from Carica papaya (papaya), 1863 nucleotides. RefSeq names its product Auxin efflux carrier family protein (gene PIN8). Lineage: Eukaryota; Viridiplantae; Streptophyta; Magnoliopsida; Brassicales; Caricaceae. Gene Ontology annotation, biological process: auxin export across the plasma membrane; auxin polar transport. Gene Ontology annotation, cellular component: plasma membrane; endoplasmic reticulum. The record is from RefSeq and is a predicted model, not a curated record. Gene Ontology annotation, molecular function: auxin efflux transmembrane transporter activity.
AUAUAAAUAUAUAUAUAUAUCAACAAGAGGUGUAUUAAUCAUUAUCUCCUUCUCAUUCAUCACUAAGUAAACAAAUAUAUAAUGAUUAUCUUCCUAAAAUUCAGCUUUUAAAACAUACUGAAACAGAAUAAUGUGAACCUCUUUUGUUCUGAUAGACUGAGUUAUGAAAACUAAAGGCAAAGAUUAUAGAGGUUGAUGUCAGCUUUUGCUUAAAGAACAAAUACAAUCAGAAGAACAUUACUACAAGGAAACUAGCAUUUUACCUUUUGGACAAGAAUACCCUUUUUAUGAUAUAUAUACAUGUAUGUAUAUAUGCAUUUGUAUGAUGCAUGUCCAUGUCUACUGUCUAGGAAGAUACUUAACCCAUAACAACAGGGACAUAUAAAUAUACACAUAUGAAAGUUGAAACCUAGAUGGAGUAACAUUUUCAAUAAAAAGUAAUUGUAUUAUUAUUUUCUUUAAUGUAAAAAGGUAGCCAAGGUCAUUCUUGGGAUUAAGAAAAAAGGGUUUUUGAUGAAACUUGUAUUAAUAAACAGCUGAUGUUUCAUUCUUCUGACAAAGCAACCAGAGAGAGCAUAUAAAGGUUUUGCUGUAUUCAGAGAGGAAGCAACUGGGAUUUUUUAGAAUUGAUCUCAUUGAUCUUGAUCAUCAGUUACCAUGAUUUCCCUAAUUGAUGUGUAUCAUGUUGUUGCAGCCACUGUUCCUCUAUAUGUUGCCAUGACAUUAGCCUACAUAUCUGUGAAAUGGUGGAAGUUAUUUACACCAGAUCAAUGUGCAGGAAUCAAUAAGUUUGUGGCAAAAUUCUCAAUACCUCUGCUGUCUUUCAAGUUGAUAUCAGUUAACAAUCCUUAUAAGAUGAAUAUGAAGCUCAUUUUCUCGGAUUUUCUUCAGAAACUACUUGCCCUUUUGUUGUUGGCAGCUAUCUCAAAAUUCAGGUCAAGAGGUGGAUUGAAUUGGAUCAUCACUGCCCUUUCUCUCUCAACUCUUCCUAAUACUUUGGUCCUAGGAAUUCCUCUCUUGAAGGCCAUGUAUGGAGAUGGAGCCGCUGCUCUCCUCGCCCAGAUCGUCGUCUUGCAGAGCUUAGUUUGGUACAACUUACUCUUGUUUCUUUUCGAGCUUAGUGCAGCACGGGCAGCCUCCAUGACAGCUCCUCUAGAAACAGGGAGCUUGGAGGGAGGGGCUCAGGAACAGCAACCAAAAGAUGAAAGUGAAGAAGCACAGACCAGAACAGCAAGAAAAGUGAAGACCAGGCUCAUUCUCUGGACAGUUUGGAGGAAGCUCUUUACAAAUCCUAACACUCAUGCAACUUUAGCUGGUUUAGUCUGGGCUGGUGUACACUUCAAGUGGGGAUUAAAACUGCCCGGAAUUGUUAAUGACUCAAUAUCAAUAAUGGCGAAUGGAGGACUUGGUAUGGCAAUGUUCAGCUUAGGACUGUUCAUGGCAUCUCAAAGCAGCAUAAUAGCAUGUGGAAAACAAAUGGCAUUGGUCGCCAUGGGAAUGAAGUUCCUUGUGGGACCUAUUAUAAUGGCAGCAUCUUCGUUAGCCAUUGGACUUCGAGGGAGACUCUUGAGAGUGGCAAUAGUGCAGGCAGCUCUUCCUCAAGGAAUUGUUCCCUUUGUUUUCGCCAAAGAAUAUAAUGUUCAUCCAGAAAUACUAAGUACAGGCGUAAUUUUUGGCAUCCUGAUUUCAUUACCGAUUGAUUUGGCCUACUACUUCCUGUUAGCUCUAUGAUGUUCCAAAAGGAUCAAUGCAACAGAAGAGGAGAUAAUUGGUGAUUUCUGCAAUCUAACUUCAUGUCUGAGAAAAGGGUCGAGAAUAUGUUAUAGAUAAAACCUAUGUAUGUCCUUAUUCAAUUUACUAAAA